UAUAUAAACAACUAAACACACAAUUUGCAGCUGAAUUCAUUCGGAAACCCUAAAUCGUGUGCCUCCACAAUUACCACAAUUCACCAGCAACAAUGAGUUCAGGCGAAUUGGGCUGCAUCUACGCCACUUUGAUUCUCCACGAUGAUGGAAUCCCAAUCACCGCGGAGAAAAUCAGCACUUUGUUGAAGGCUGCUAAUGUCACCGUUGAAUCCUACUGGCCAAGCUUAUUCGCUAAGCUUGCUCAGAGCAAGAACGUUGAUGAUCUCGUUUUGAACUCUGGCGCUGCCGGUGGUGCCGCUGUUGUCUCAUCCGCACCUGCUGCUGGUGGUGGUGCCGCAGCAGCAGCCGCACCUGCCGUUGAGGAGAAGAAGGAAGAAGCUAAGGAAGAAAGUGACGAUGACAUGGGCUUUAGUCUGUUUGAUUAAGUUUAUAAUUAUAGUUUCUCUUAGUUUGACUAGGACUCUUAUCAAGGAGUGGCUGGAUCCAAAACUUGUUUUGUUUUAUAAAUUGUUAAUCUGAGUUUUAAGAAUUUACUAUCGCUUUUUAUUGUUGAAUUUUGGUGGAUUUUUUUGAUAUAUUUGUGACAAUCGAAUAUCUGAAUGAGAUGUUUAUUUUCUUGUUA
This is a messenger RNA of Trifolium pratense (red clover), 622 nucleotides long. Its product is annotated as 60S acidic ribosomal protein P1-like. Gene Ontology annotation, cellular component: cytosolic large ribosomal subunit; ribosome. The transcript is spliced from 3 exons. Lineage: Eukaryota; Viridiplantae; Streptophyta; Magnoliopsida; Fabales; Fabaceae. The record is from RefSeq and is a predicted model, not a curated record. The coding region runs from base 93 to 425 and encodes 110 amino acids. Gene Ontology annotation, molecular function: protein kinase activator activity; ribonucleoprotein complex binding; structural constituent of ribosome. Gene Ontology annotation, biological process: translational elongation; cytoplasmic translation.